CCUCCCCUUCUUUUUACCGGCCCCUUCCGCUGCCGAUCGACCUCCCAAAGCUUCAUACACGUCUCUCUUCGCCCCCGCUCUCGCCGCCGCAUCGAAUCGAAGGUUGCUAGCGCGUCGCUGAACAACCCCUCUGAUGGCCGACAAGCAGCCCGUCGUGGAGCGCCACGUUGCAGAGGAGGAGGGAGAGGACUCCGCCGCCGCGGCCUCGGCCGCCGCCGGUGAGGAGGAGGACACUGGGGCCCAGGUCGCCCCCAUCGUGCGGCUCGAGGAGGUCGCCGUCACCACCGGCGAGGAGGACGAGGACUCUCUCCUCGAUAUGAAGGCGAAGCUGUACAGAUUCGACAAGGAUGGGAAUCAGUGGAAGGAGAGGGGCACGGGCACCGUCAAGCUCCUCAAGCAUAAGGAGAACGGCAAGGUCCGCCUCGUUAUGCGCCAGGCGAAGACUCUCAAGAUCUGCGCCAACCACUUAGUGAUCUCGACCACAAAGAUGCAGGAGCACGCCGGCAGUGACAAGUCGUGUGUCUGGCACGCGGCGGAUUUUGCUGAUGGAGAGGUCAAGGAUGAGAUGUUUGCCAUCCGGUUUGGCUCCGUGGAGAAUUGCAAGAAAUUCAAGGACUUGGUUGACGAGAUUGCUGAGUCACUUGCACAGAAGGAAGGCGACGAAAGUGAAGAAGGUUCGGCUACUGCUGGGCUGCUGGAGAAACUCGGUGUAAGCGAAACCAAACCUCAGGAAAGCUCAGCAAAGGAGGAACCAACUGAUGCUGGCAAGGAGACAGAGACCACAGCUGUGGUGACACCCGCAGAGUAGAGAGCAGAGAGCAGCACCUGUCACAAAGUACUACUGCUGUGCACCACUCGGUGAGAAGAGUCAGUUUGUCGGUCAAGUUGGUAGUCGAUAACAGAAAUAUUGUGAGAACUUUUUGGGACAGUCAGAAGGUGUCUUGAGCAGAGUCCAUCUUCGCCCGCUGGGUGCUUAUGCGUUUGAGUAUUUGUUGUUCCGUAAGAUAUCUGCUCGCAGUAUUUGUUGGAUCUGGUUUGUUCGUGCUUUAGCUGAGAACGCCAAAUCUAGUCCAUAAGUGUUGCUUGGAACAUUUUGGGGUAUUCCGCUGCAUGGGUCAUUGUGGAUUGCGUGCUAUUUCUAUACUGUAAACCACAUAUUAUGUUAUAUCUUUCUACACAUUGAUAUGAGAGUUCUCUUUAUGGUC
Molecule: messenger RNA, 1205 nt
Organism: Brachypodium distachyon (stiff brome)
Lineage: Eukaryota; Viridiplantae; Streptophyta; Magnoliopsida; Poales; Poaceae
Product: ran-binding protein 1 homolog b
Exons: 4
Coding region: 134-808 (224 amino acids)
Biological process (GO): nucleocytoplasmic transport
Cellular component (GO): nuclear pore; cytoplasm
Molecular function (GO): GTPase activator activity
Source: RefSeq, a predicted model, not a curated record